Gossypium raimondii (Peruvian cotton) is the source of this 1902-nucleotide messenger RNA. RefSeq names its product CBL-interacting serine/threonine-protein kinase 11. The record is from RefSeq and is a predicted model, not a curated record. The coding region runs from base 164 to 1387 and encodes 407 amino acids. Gene Ontology annotation, biological process: protein phosphorylation; signal transduction. NCBI's taxonomy places the organism in Eukaryota, Viridiplantae, Streptophyta, Magnoliopsida, Malvales, Malvaceae. The transcript has a single exon. Gene Ontology annotation, molecular function: protein kinase activity; ATP binding.
AAAAAAAUAUUAAUAUAUGAAAGACGCCUUUAUCCCAAUAUCAAAGUCCAACUAAAAGACCUCCAUCUUCAUCUGGGUUUUUUUCCAUCAAAUUAAGUUUUGCGUUUCGUAUUUCAGGUUGAAGAAAUCCUCCUUUUGGGUUCGAUCUCUGGCUUCACCACCAAUGCUAGAGAUCGGACAUGCCCCAGGUAAUGCCCUUUUCGGCAAAUACGAGAUCGGCCGGCUCCUCGGUUGCGGUGCUUUCGCCAAGGUUUAUCAUGCCAGAAACCUCCGCACCGGCCUCAGCGUCGCUGUUAAGGUCAUCAACAAAAAGAAGCUACCCAGCCUCACCAUGAUGUCCAACGUCAAGCGCGAGAUCUCCAUCAUGAGUCGCUUGAACCACCCUUAUAUCGUCAAACUUUACGAGGUUCUGGCCACCAAAACCAAGAUCUAUGUCGUCAUGGAAUUCGUCAAAGGUGGAGAAUUGUUCGCUAAGGUUGCUAAAGGAAGGUUCACCGAAGAUCUCAGCCGUAAGUAUUUCCAACAGCUCAUCUCCGCCGUCGGGUACUGCCACUCUCGUGGGAUAUUCCACCGUGAUUUGAAACCUGAAAAUCUCCUCCUUGACGACAACGGGAACUUGAAGGUUUCGGAUUUCGGUCUCAGCGCCGUAACCGAUCAGAUCCGAGCCGACGGCAUGCUGCACACCUUGUGUGGGACCCCAGCUUACGUCGCACCGGAGAUCUUGUCAAAGAAGGGAUACGAUGGAGCUAAGGUGGACGUGUGGUCAUGCGGCGUCAUCCUCUUCGUGAUGAAUGCCGGUUACUUGCCUUUUAAUGAUCCCAAUCUCAUGGCUAUGUACAGGAAGAUCUACAGCGGUGAGUUUCGUUGUCCUAAAUGGAUGUCCAGCGAUAUGAAACGGUUCAUUUCUCGACUCCUGGAUACGAAUCCCGUUACAAGGAUCUCCCUUGAUGAGAUCCUUAAGGAUCCAUGGUUCAGGAAGGGUUACAAAGAGCCCAAGUUCCACGAGGAGCAACCCAAGGAUGACGCUCAGGCCUCAAGCUCGAAGUUGAAUGCAUUCGAUUUGAUAUCCUUCUCCUCGGGUUUGAACCUGUCGGGGUUGUUGGAUGAGUCUCACGAUUACGGUGAACGGUUCAUAUUAAGAGAGUCCCCAGAGAAAUUGGUGGAGAAAGUGGAGCAAUUAGGCAAGGGUGAGAGAAUGAAGGUCAAGAAGAAGAAACAAUGGGGCGUUGAAUUGGAAGGAAAAGAAGGGAUUUCUGGGGUAGCUAUUGAGGUAUACCAGUUAACCGAUGAGCUGGUUGUGGUGGAAACCAAAAGAACAGGCAGUGAUGCUCAAUGGUACAAGGAACUCUGGAACAACAAGCUUAGACCUGCCCUAGUGGGAAAUUAGCCGUACGUAGUGGUUUGGCUUUUGUGGAAACGCAGAGAUGAAGUCUUGUUGAUUUCAAUAUGGGUGCAUAUGCUAUUGUUGUUGUUAUUAUUGUUAUGAAUUGAUUGAUGAAUGAUGUGAAUAAAAGGGAAGAAUACAGACAAUAUAUGCAUCAGCAAUGGAGGAAUUUUCCUUCCAAGGCAGAGCAGAAGGAGAAGGAUGAGUGAAACUUACUACUUCAUACAGAAGUUAGUAUAACAAUCAUAGUAGUUAUUAUAAUUAUGUAAGUUGCUGUAUGUUAGCAGCAUUUUGGUGGAGUAAUACUAAAGAUAACCGGGAACUUUGUUUAUUUGGGGAUUAACAAAAUCCCCAUCCCCAACAUAAAGUUUACCAUUGGAUUUCUCUUGCUUGUAUUGUGUUGUGUUGUGUUGUGUUGUAUAUACCUUUCCUUUUGGUGUAUAUAAGAGAAGUGCAGCCAAAGAGAAUACUGGAUUAUAUAAAUAAUAAAGGGAUGGAUUUUUAUUGUUUUUCUUUAA